This is a messenger RNA of Ostrinia furnacalis (Asian corn borer), 1818 nucleotides long. Its product is annotated as putative inorganic phosphate cotransporter. The record is from RefSeq and is a predicted model, not a curated record. Gene Ontology annotation, molecular function: transmembrane transporter activity. Lineage: Eukaryota; Metazoa; Arthropoda; Insecta; Lepidoptera; Crambidae. Gene Ontology annotation, biological process: monoatomic anion transport; transmembrane transport. The transcript has 10 exons. Gene Ontology annotation, cellular component: membrane. Bases 187 to 1722 code for a protein of 511 amino acids.
AAAAAGACGUUGAAAUAAGAAAAUACUUCGCGUUGAACAAAACGUAGUCGCUACGUGAAGGUUAUGGAGUAGUGAUGGCAGUAUCGUAAAAUUUACUUUGAAGUAAAUACGAGAAACAAAACAAAUACUUUCAAAGUACCUAGUUGGGUUGGUGAUCAAAAAGAAAGUUACAAUAGACACGGCACAAUGUUGACGGGAUGGAGGCUUACUUUAUCGAAAUUUUUCAUAAUACCCCAGCGGUAUGUCAUGGCAGUGAUGUCCCUGUUGGCCGUGGCCAACGCAUAUACCAUGAGGGUAUGCCUUAAUUUGGCCAUCACCCAGAUGGUCAAGAAAGGCAACUCGGAGUCGGGACAUUAUGACCCUUAUGCCUGCCCUGACGCGAGUAUAGUGAGCAACACUACGAAACAUAUUGUUUGGAGGGAUGAAACUGUUCUUUUCCAAUGGAGUGAAGCAACUCAAGGUCUGAUCCUGGGUUCAUUUUAUUAUGGCUACGUCCUCACUCACAUCCCUGGAGGCAUGUUGGCCGAGAGGUUCGGAGGGAAGUGGGUCCUCGGGCUGGGCCUCCUCUGCACCGCCGUUUGUACCAUCAUCACUCCCGUCACGGUCAAACUGGGAGGAGCCCCUGCUUUGUUCAUAUUGAGAGUCAUCGAGGGAUUGGGAGAGGGUCCAACGAUGCCAGGUCUCAUGGCUAUGCUUUCCCGCUGGGCGCCUAAAGUGGAACGUGCCAGAUUCGGAGCCAUUGUUUUCGGAGGGGCCCAAAUAGGGAACAUCGCUGGCUCGUACUUUUCUGGACUGAUCAUGCAUAACGGGAGCUGGGAGAGCGUGUUUUAUAUGUUUGGAGGACUGGGCAUCAUGUGGUUCAUACUUUGGAGCUUCCUUUGCUACAGUACGCCCAACACCCACCCAUUCAUCUCUGACGCCGAGAGAAAAUAUCUGAACGAAAACGUGGACUCGUUGAUGGGAACCAAGAAACAGAUGGACCCCAUCCCAUGGAAGGCCUUACUUCGAUCUGUGCCUCUUUGGGCACUGAUCAUUGCUGGUAUUGGCCACGAUUGGGGUUACUUCACCAUGGUGACGGAUCUCCCCAAGUACAUGACAGACGUUCUCAAGUUCAACAUCAAGUCUACGGGAAUACUAUCAGCCCUGCCAUACGUUGCCAUGUGGAUCGCAUCUUUCUUCUUCGGUCUUCUCUGCGACUUCUGCGUCAAGAGAGGAUACCACAGUAUCAAGAAUGCCAGGAAAAUUUACACAACAAUUGCGGCCACUGGUCCUGGUAUCUGCAUCAUUAUGGCUUCCUACUCCGGCUGUGACACCACCAUGGCGGUCUUCUGGUUCGUCUUCGCCAUGGUGCUCAUGGGGGCGUACUACAGUGGUAUGAAGAUCAACCCCCUAGACAUCAGUCCCAACUACUGCGGGACAACCACUGCUAUGGUCAACGGGAUCGCUGCCAUCUCUGGGAUUAUAUCGCCUUACCUCAUUGGACUGUUGACGCCUGAUUCAACUCUCAAACAAUGGCGGAUUGCGUUCUGGGUGUGCCUUGGAGUGCUGGUUGUUACAAACAUCAUCUACAUCAUCUUCGCCAAGGGUGAGCAGGAGUGGUGGGAUGACGUCAAGAAAAAUGGCUACCCCACCAACUGGCAACACGGACCUUUAAAGAUGAACCCAAAAGACUCAGAAAACCAAACAACAGAAGAAAGUGAACAAAAGAAAGACAAUAAUUAAAUGACUGGAUCUUAGGUUACUUAUGUAAUUUUAAAUUGACGACUUAAUUUAUUGUAAUGUAUGUCAUAAGUGUAAAUAAAUGUUAGUUAUUAUGCC